Molecule: messenger RNA, 828 nt
Organism: Pseudophryne corroboree (corroboree frog)
Lineage: Eukaryota; Metazoa; Chordata; Amphibia; Anura; Myobatrachidae
Product: pentraxin fusion protein-like
Exons: 4
Coding region: 43-618 (191 amino acids)
Source: RefSeq, a predicted model, not a curated record
AUUACAAUACACUGUGCUGAAUCCAAUGCUUCUUGGUGUGUAAUGAAGAGUUUGGGACAUCUGAAUAACUGCAAAGCUAGGAGUAUAAUUGUAGAAAUGAGAAACUUCCUAGCCAUUCUUGGAGUGACUGUCCUGGCGAUCGCCACAAAAACCUUGGCAGAUGAUUCCUACAUGCCUGAAAAACCUAUUUAUCCCGCAGGUAAAAGAAAUUUAGCUUUGAAUGCAGUGGUGUAUCCAAGCUCAGAGGUGACUGAAGGAUCGUCCUGGAAAGCCAUUGACGGCAAUAGAAGAUCCUGUUUUGAGACCAAGUAUGAGCAGCCCAGCUGGCUGGCCCUGGACCUGAAACAGAAUUACAGAAUUAACACUGUUGUGAUCACCAGCCAAAAUUACCCGCACCGCUUGGAUGGGGCAGAAGUCCAAGUUGGAAAAUCUCUGGAUGGAGCUGUAAAGUGUCGAACAAUCAGGAUGUCUAACAACCCCACUACUAAGAUUUGCUGCCAUGGGAAAGAAGGACGCUAUGUUAUUAUAACAAUGAAUCUACGAAAAGAAUAUCUUCCUCUGUGUGAGGUUGAGGUCUAUGCUGUGACAGCCAAUGACCAGAUGGACUGUGAGGACUAGAUUUAAAUAUAGUGUACAGCUGGCUUUAUUUACAUAACUGUUCCCUCAAAUCCAUGGUUGAACUGCUCCCCUCCUUUCGUAAUGAUUGUUAGAAAAGACUGCUCAUGUAGUCACUUGAAAAUUGUACUACUGCAAGUUUCGGAGAUUAAGGAUGUGACUGUGCUGUCCAAUAUUUUCGCGCCAGAAUUAAAUGUAAUUAAGCAAAAAAUA